Molecule: messenger RNA, 2855 nt
Organism: Gaeumannomyces tritici R3-111a-1
Lineage: Eukaryota; Fungi; Ascomycota; Sordariomycetes; Magnaporthales; Magnaporthaceae
Exons: 2
Molecular function (GO): protein binding
Source: RefSeq, a predicted model, not a curated record
GCGACCGACUGCGGGUGCGGGGAGCAGAGCCAUCACCCGUUUGGCCAAAAGGUGCAGCCAAACGGCCUACGCGCCCGCGGCUUAAUCUCCGUGCUAGCUGAUAGGACCUAGAUAGACGCCCAAUUUGCCCUCAGCCGCACGAGAUAACCCCUCCCGGCGAUGUUCUGCUUUCCCCUUUUCCCCUCGAUCACCUUCUACGAUCACGCACAAGGCUGCUUAAAUAAUAAAGGAAAGCACAUCAUACAGCUCUGCUGUUUUCGUUUGACGUACAUCUCCUAACCUACGGCAAGGGUUUCACCCAGACCAUCAUCAUGUCUUUUGCAUUGGCAAAGGCCGCGCGGCUGAAGCCCGAGAUUCGGCUGGCGCAAGAAAUCUCAAAGUUCGAGGCCACCCUGUCCGACGAGCAGAAAGCGACCUGCAAUUCCUGCAAGUCCCAAGCGCUGGCAUCACCGCCAGAUGCUGGCGAUAUUAUGCGAUUGACGGCCGAGGUUGACCGUCGCGCUGCCGGAAGGGGGUACCGUGGCCGAUGUUUCGGGCCUCGCUUCUCCAAUAUCCUAGAGACCAUCCAACCGUUCGCCGCUCUUGGGGAUACCGUGGUCGGCGGUUCUCAGAACAUCAUUGCCUGCGGCGUCUGGUCACUCGUGAGGAUGACAUUACUGUUGGUGGUGAACUUCCAUUCCUACUUCGAGAAGCUGUCGGAUCUUUUUAUGGCCAUCGGACGGUCUUCUCCCCGCUACCAAAUGAUGGCACUACUCUACCCACGAUCCGAAAGGCUACAAUCAUACCUCUGCGAAUACUUCAUCGUGGUCGUCCGUCUCUGCCAUCAGCACCUAAAAUUAAUACAAAAGUCGACACUCGGACAGCUUAUGUCUUUCAUCAGCGAUUCGGAUUUGAAGACCUACCAGUCAGAUACCGAUUCAUGGGCGUCGCUGAUUAAAGAGGAGGUGAAUGCUCUCAUGGCGAAGGAUGUUGCAGAGCAGAGCUCCCGGACCAGAACUCUCCUCCAGUUUUCGAAAUCGGAAACCCAUCGCAAAAAGUUCAAGGCCUACACCCGCAUUCUCAACGCUUGCGCGACAUACAACUACCAGAAGGCCUGGAAGGAGACACGAAAGGCCGGAUAUACCACCCUUCUCGAUCGAGCGCACGAAUACCAAAAUUGGAAAGUCCAGCCCAGUUCCUGUACACUUGUAUGUACUGGCAAACUGGGGUCCGGCAAGUCCGUCCUGUUGGCCAACAUGGUCGAUGAUCUCAACCUCCAUGUUCAAAAAGAACCGCUCCCGGUCGCGUACUAUUUUUGCCGACAUGACAACUCCGAGAGUUUACAGGCACGCACGAUAAUGGGCUGCCUGGCUCGGCAGCUGCUAGGCCCACCUCCUGGCCCUGCAGGGCUCGAAUGCUUAAUCGACGCGAUAACUCCGACAAUGGACCUUGAUGGAGUGACGAAUUUACUCCUGAGGGCCCUGCCAACAAGAGCCUACGUCGUCGUUGAUGGACUGGAUGAAUGCGACAAUGAUCAGAGGCAGAGCUUGAUUCGUGCAUUGUGGCAACUUCAAGAAGAAUCUUCCCUUCUGGUGUGUAUUUCGUUCAGAGUUGAGCCCGACACCGCCUCACGACUACGCACAGAGGCUUUUGCUAGGCCCAGCGUCUUGCAAAUUCCCGGCGACAAUCCCGACAUCGGGCAAUUCAUCAAUGCAGAAUUGAAAAGGCGCAUAGUGUCUGGGGAGCUGAAAAUGGGGGAACCAGGCCUUAUCCUAGAGAUCCAGGAUGCUCUGGUGCGGGGUGCCCAUGGAAUGUUCCUCUGGGUUGCGCUUCAGAUCGAGUCUCUGUGCAGCGCAAAGACAGACGAAGCGAUUCGACAAGCCUUGGCCGACCUAUCAAAAGAUCUUCCAAGCACAUUUUCUCGCAUUCUACAGAAAUCGGAAUCGCUUGGGAAGGACUACCAACAAAAGACACUCAAGCUUGUCAUCGCCGCUCGCCAUCCCCUCACAACAGACGAACUACGGGAAGCCCUGAGUGUGAACCCGGGGAAUACGGAUUGGAAUCCGGCCCAGCUUCUCAACGACGUCUAUUCAGCGCUGGCCUGCUGCGGAAGCCUUGUCACUGUCGAUGAGGAGGACUUCACGGUGCGAUUGGUGCAUCACAGCGUCAAACAGUUCCUGCUUGGCGGGCUCGGAAGCUCGUCCGGCGGCAUGUUUACCCUCGGCAGUGCAAUGGCAACAAUGGGACACAUUGUUGUCACCUACCUCAACUACGGGGUUUUCGACAACCAGUUAUCCACUUCGGUGGCUCCGCAAGUAAUGGCCGCGACAGUACCACGCAAGAUCAUUCAGUCCGCUGUGGGCACCUCAGCCUCAGUUCGUGUUCAGGAGCUUGCAUUGCGGCUUCUAGAAUCCCACAAGCAAUCCGAAUACAAUAUAGGCCCUCUUCUCAGGAACGAAAGCAAGCGUUCCAGUCCGCACUACACAAAUCAGUUCAACUUCUUCCCUUAUGCGAAAUUGUAUUGGUUUCAUCAUAUCAGGAGCAUCCCAAAGGAGGAACCAGUUAUAUACGGACAGCUUCUCAAAAUACUAAGGAGGGGGGUAAUUAACAUAAAUGUAAAAGAUGAAGAUGGUUCGACGCCGCUCCAGUGGGCUGCCGAAAAUGGGCACGACGCCGUCGCGCGGCUGCUGCUCGACAGGGGCGCCGACAAGGACGCCAAGGAUGGCGACGGGUGGACGCCGCUGCACCGUGCCGCAAAGGCCGGGCACGAGGCCGUCGCGAGGCUGCUCGUGCAGGCGGGCGCCGAUAAGGACGCGGAGGAUGGCUACGGGAGCACAACGCCGCUGCAACUGGCCGCGGAAAACGGGCACGAGGCC